Molecule: messenger RNA, 2160 nt
Organism: Seriola aureovittata
Lineage: Eukaryota; Metazoa; Chordata; Actinopteri; Carangiformes; Carangidae
Product: E3 ubiquitin-protein ligase TRIM35-like
Exons: 7
Coding region: 192-1634 (480 amino acids)
Molecular function (GO): protein binding; zinc ion binding
Source: RefSeq, a predicted model, not a curated record
CCCUUCAUAGUUCUCUCCCUCAGUUGGGAAUCGUGGAGUAAGUUGAGGGUUAAAAUGCCUGCUCUGCCUCUCAGACUCCGCCUCCUUCGGGUGACUCAGCAUAACAGGAAGUAGGAAGUGCUCCCAGUUAGAUACGCAUUUCUGUCACAGGACCUUGGUUGUCAGAGUAAAUCAGGAGCUAAAGUGUCGGAAUGGCAGGCAGGCUCUCGCUCCCAGAGGUCGACCUCUCCUGUCCCAUAUGCUGUGAAAUCUUCAGGGACCCGGUGGUCCUUAAGUGCAGCCACAGCUUCUGUGCACCCUGUCUGCAGCAGUACUGGACUCCGGCACGGGGCCGAAGCCGCGACUGCCCUCUGUGCAGAAGCCAGAGCGUGGAUGAUCCCGUGCCAAGUCUCACCCUGAAGAACCUGUGCGAGUCGUACGUCAGCCUGGAGAGCGAGGAGCUGGAGGAGAAGGCAGGAGAGUUGUACUGUGAUCCGGGGGAGAUGUGCCCACUUCAUGGAGAGAGGCUUAAGCUUUUUUGCCUGCCGGACAAGGAGCCCAUCUGUGUGGUUUGCCACACCUCGAGGAAGCACAAACAGCAUGACUGUUGCCCUGUCAGCGAGGCUGUAGUGGAUGUGAAGGAGAAAAUGAAGUCAGUCCUCAGCUCAUUGCAGGAAAAGAGGGAUGCAUUUGACAAAAUGAAGAAAAACUAUGAAGACACUGUGGAACACAUUCAGGUCCAGGCUCAAUUCGUGGAAAGACGGACCCGUGACGAGUUUGAAAAACUUCACAGCUUCCUUCAAGCGGAGGAGGAAGCCAGGAUGGAGGCACUGAGGAGGGAGAAAGAGGAGAAAAGUGAAGAGAUGAAGAAGAAGAUUGAAGAAAUGGAAAGAAACAUAAUGUCCGUGUCUGCAUCCAUCAAGGACCUGGAGGAGGAGAUAGCUUCAGACGGCAUCUCUGUCCUUCAGAAAUGCAAGAGGACCCUGGCAAGAGCUAACUGUCCAGUUGAAGAUCCAGUUAUGGCUCCAGGAGCACUCAUAGAUGUGGCCCAAUAUGUGGGCUGCCUGGCGUUCCAUGUGUGGGAGAAGAUGCAUGAAAUCAUCAAAUACACCCCAGUGAUUCUAGACCCAAACUCUGCCGCCCCGUGGCUCAUCUUGUCAGACGACCUCAGCAGCGUCAGUGACAGUGAUGAGAAGCAGAAGCUGCCCGACAACCCGGAGAGGUUCAACCCCGACACAAGCGUGCUGGGCCACGAGGGCUUCACCUCAGGCAAGCACGCCUGGGACGUCAACGUGGGAGAUAACACGGCAUGGGUCGUCGGCGUGGCUAAAGAAUCUGUCAAGAAGAAAGAGAAAGUGUCUUCGGUGCUGGUGAACGGCUACCUGUGUGUGUACUUUUACCACAAAAUGUACUUCGCAGGCACGUCUCCGCUUACACGACUUGGCUUGAAGAAGAACCCACAGAGGAUCAGAGUGCUGCUGGACUGUGACAAGGGCAGGGUGUCUUUCUACAACCCGCAUGACAACACACACAUCUACACGUUCAAGCACAGCAUCACCGAGAAAGUCUUUCCCUACUUCUGGGUGGGCUGUCAGCAGUGUCCUCUGACAGUUGAACCACAGGAGCUCUCAGUGAAGGCUGAUGUGUAUUGUUGAAAGAACAUUUCAGCUUCACAACUCCGUGCGCAAAAAAAGAAGAGGAGCAUUUCUGAAUUUCACAUAGUGUGAGGAGAACGCUCAGAAUCUGAAAUCAAAUGGCAUCAUAUCUGCUUAUCUUUCCUGGUUCAAUGAAAUAUUUUUUUCAGAAUAAAAUACAACGAAUGCCUUAUCUGUACAUUUAAAAUGAAGUGAAAUGAACUUUAACUCUGCACUACAUAAGUCCCCACUAUUUCUUUAGAGAUGUUAAACAGAAAAAACGGCAGCAUAGAGUUUAACUUGUUUUUGUACUUUGGUGCAUUGUAACCUUGAAAAAAAGUACUUUUAUUUUUAAAAACUUUAAUAUUUAUGUAUUCAACUUUGCAUAAUGAUUUCGCCUUUGCAUGUCAAAGACUGAAUGCCUUUUUUUUUCUUUUUUUGAGCCCAGUCCUGUUUCUAUCUACUAAUUUGUUUCACACAUUAAAUAGCUUUAUGUGAAUACACUAAUGAUUGUCAUUGAAAUUACAAAUAAAGAAUUUUCAAAUAU